UUAAAAACAAUUACAUGCGGCUGAAGCGCGCAGGCGGGAGACUCUGCAGGAUCCGCGGCCCUGAGCAUCUGAGCGCUCUUCAAGUCUCCGAUUAAAUUUUAAAAAUGGCCUCCAAUAAAACUACAUUGCAAAAAAUGGGAAAGAAACAGAAUGGAAAGAGUAAAAAAGUUGAAGAGGCAGAGCCUGAAGAAUUUGUGGUAGAAAAAGUACUGGACCGUCGUGUAGUGAAUGGGAAGGUGGAGUAUUUCCUGAAGUGGAAGGGGUUCACAGAUGCUGAUAAUACUUGGGAACCAGAAGAAAAUUUAGAUUGUCCAGAAUUAAUUGAAGCAUUUCUUAAUUCUCAAAAAGCUGGUAAAGAAAAAGAUGGUACAAAAAGGAAAUCUUUAUCUGACAGUGAAUCUGAUGAUAGCAAAUCGAAGAAGAGAGAUGCUGCUGACAAGCCCAGGGGCUUUGCCAGGGGCCUUGACCCUGAGCGAAUAAUCGGUGCCACAGACAGCAGUGGAGAGCUAAUGUUUCUCAUGAAAUGGAAGGACUCAGAUGAAGCUGACUUGGUGCUGGCAAAGGAGGCGAAUAUGAAGUGUCCUCAGAUUGUCAUCGCCUUCUAUGAGGAGAGGCUGACUUGGCAUUCUUGUCCCGAAGAUGAAGCACAAUAAUUGUUUGCAUUUAUAUAUAUAUAUUUAUAUAUAUAUAUAUAAUCUGGAUCUUGGGUUUUGAAUUACUAGUGUGGAAAAAAUAGCAUUCUAAUGAAAAUCAAGUUUGAUAUGCUGGUUUUGAAAGUAUUGACAGUAGUUGGGAUAUUUUUGGUUUUUGUUCUGCAUCAAAAGGCACUGAUUCCUUUGAGCAAGUGAGAGCUUUCUGUAGUUGCUUCCUUUAACAGUAGAAUAUUUGAUACCAUGUUGUAUUUCCUCAGCUUUGAAGAACAGCUUUUCUUAAUUGCUGGGGAGAUUUUACAGUCAUUACUCAAGUCAGAACUUAUUUUUAACUGGGACACAGAAGGACCAUUCUGGGUUUUUUUGUUUGUUUGUUCGUAUGCAGUGUAUGCAUAAAACACUUACAUAACCAAAAAAAAAAAAAAAAAACAAUUACAUGCAAUAAAGUAUUUAAGUUAUAUUGAACAUAUAACUUAAAACAAAAGGAUAAAGCAAUUAUAAAUAAAUGGGAUGAAAUUAACUUAAAGGUUCUUAGUCAGAAAAGUAUAAUAUAUACUAAAAUGCCAGAAUAAUCUACUUGCAGAAAGCAACUUACUGUAAUAAAGACUGAAUUUCCUGAUGUUUAUUUAACUUAAACUUGUAAAUCAAGUUAGCAUAGUCAGAGCUCACUUACAAAUGACUCAAGUAUUAAAAAAUAUUUUAAUCAUAAUUUGCAGUUAGAGAACAAAACAACUGAGAGUGAGAUGGCAAAAUACAGAAUAGGAGAAAAUAUUUCCAAGGUUAACAUCCAAGGCUCAGGAUUAGGUGUAAGGCUAAGCAGAGUAUGUGCUUAACAUAUACAUAAACCCUGGCUGAAUUGAAAAUCCCGGUACAGCCAUGCUGAAAGAAAAACAUAUAUACAUAGAAUGAAUAAACAAAGCUUGUAACUUUAAAACAAUAAAUAAUUUACUUAAUAAACAGAAAAAAAUUAAUAAAAAUUUCUCCAGGGAAAAUAUAUAGACAUUGUCAAGCACACAAAAACUGUUCCAUCUCUCUCUACUCACUAGAGAAAUGGAAGUCAAAACAAGAUAAAAAUGUAGAUACAUAUCCAAGCACAGUGGUACAUGCCUUUAAUACCAGCACUCAGGAAGCAGAGGCAAAUGGAUCUCUGUUAGUUCAAGGUCAGCCUGGGCUAUAAGUGAAAUCUAGAAUAGCCAGAUCUGCAUAGCGAGACCUGGUCCCAAAAACCAACCAAACAAACAAACAAACAAACCAGCAAAGAUUCAUAGCCUUUAAGAUAUCUGCCAACAAAACAAAACAGCAGGAAACAGAUGUUGCUAAGGAUGAACAACUGGUAUCACUGGGCACAGCUGGUGGGAUAUCAAAUACUGAGGGCAGUGAGGAAGAAUGUGAGGCUCCUCAGAAAACUAAAAAAGUGGCUGCCACGUGAUCAGCACACUGAGUGCUGAAAGAGUGGGAAGGAGUGCCUUCAAGGUGUGCCUGCCCCCGCUCUCCACAGCACUGCUCACAGCGCAGAUGUACGACAGCUCAGAGGCCACAUAGAGCAGUACGGGCAGUGAUGGAGUAGCUUAUAAAAAUGUUUUUCUUCCUUAAUCAUUCCACUCAUUUACAUCUCCUAUGAUACUCCACUUCCUGGUUACCUCUCCACCAGCCCUUCAUCCCACAUCUGCCCUCCCCUUUGCCUGUAUGAGAGCCCUCCCCCACUCACCCACCCACAUGCUCCCGCCCCACUGCUCCAGCAUCCUCCUACCCUAGGACAUCAAACUUCCCUGGGACCAAGGGCCUCCCCUUCCCAUUGCUGUCAGGCAUGGCUGUCCUCUGCUAUAUAUGUAUCUGGAGCCAUUGAUCCCUCCAGGUACACUCCAUGGUUGGUGGUCUAGACUCUGGGAGAACUGGGUGGUCAGGCCAGCCUAUGUUGUUCUUCCAAUGGGGUUGCAAUCUCCCUCUGAUCCUCCAGUUCUUCCUUCCACCAGCUCCCCCACCGGGUUCCCUGAGCUCAGUCUGAUGCUUGGCUCCAAGGAUCCACAUCUGCUUUGGUCAGUUGCAGGCCAGCCCUCCUCAGGAACUGCCACACUAGGUUCCUGUCAGCCAGCACCUCUUGACCAUGGCAACAGUGUUGGGUUUGGUGACUGCAGACAUGAUGGAUCCCCAGGUGGGGCAGUCCCUAGUUGACCCUUCCUUCAGUCUCUGUUCCAUUUUUUGUCCCUGUUCUUCCUUUGGAGCCAUAAGGAAACCUUGGCUUGUGCUAGAGCAUGGACGAACCUUGGGGACAUUAUGCUACAGUUGUAUGGUCACUAAGGGACAAAUGCUGUGCAAUUCCGAUUGCAUGUGACAUCUAUUUAAUCAAAAUAAUGGGACAAAUGGCACAGUUGCCAGGAGCUGAGAGGGGGAAGUGAAGAACUGUUAUUUUAGGGAGGAAGAGUUUCAGAUCCUGAGUUCUGCUAAACAAUAGUAUGAAUCAACAAGCUAUACCUGAAACAAAUAGUAAAUUCUGGGCAAGCAGUAAAUUCUGUUAUUUUUAACUAUAACUUUUAAAGACAUUAAAAGAUAUUUGUGACCCAAGCCAAGAUAAAGACCACUCUGACAAGACUUAAAACCUCAAGCAUGGAGCAGACCCCAUGUUCAGGCAGCCCCACACUCUCACCUGUAACUCCUGUGACUUAUGCACUUGUUCCUGCUUGAUGGUGUUAAUCAUGCUUUCUUUUACAUCAUCCAAUAUAGAGUAUAAACUGUCAAAUUCUUCAUCUAAUUCUGAAAGUAUGUUGGAAGAAUUUUCCUGUUUUUACAAAACAAAGCAAAGAUUUUACUAAAGAGUCAUACAGCACAUAAAAACUAAAUGCAUAAACAAAGGAAAGAAUAGAUGCAUAUCUUAAACUACCUUACUCUAAUGGAGUGGUUCUCAACCUCCCUAAUGCUGCGACCCUUUAAUACAGUUCCUUGUACUGGUGAUCUGGAAUCAUGAAUUAUUUUGUUGCUACUUCAUAACUGUAAUUUUGCUACUGAUACCAAUAGUAAUGUAAAUAUCCGGUAUUCAUCUACCUCUUCAACCAAGUCCUAUCAUUGGCAUCUGCCUCAUUAUGUACAGUAAAAGAAAUGGUUUGUUCUCCACUACUUGGAAGAGGCACCAUUAGCUCUUAAUUGGAAUUAGUAAAGAAAACCACCCACAGAAAUGAGCAAGUCUUUAAUACUUGCUCCUAAUCACGGUGUCCUGGCCCCAAGCCCUUGCUCUCCUGUGUAGAAUGCAGAGAUGACUCAGGAAGCUAUUUGACUCUUCUGUCCUCUGAAGACCUGGCUGCACUACAUUAUCCUCUAAAGUCGAUGCCCUGCUACUUAUAUGAUAUUACUUAGCAAUCAUUCAACUAUACAUUUAUUGAUAGAAAUAUUCAUACCUGAACUCCUUUCAGUGUGUGGUUUAGUGUAUCAAUAAAGUUCUGAAUCUCAUCAUUCUUAUUUGCCAGAGUUGAAAUGAUUCUUUGUAGAGCUUCCUAGGAUUUAAAACAAAGUAUUAUCUUCUCAUAAAAAAAAAUUUAAAUCCCCUAACAACCAUUCUCUAGAGAACCUACACAAGCACUGCAGAGCGUGACGCACAGGAGCACUGCGCAGAGCGUGACGCACAGGAGCACUGUAAAGCUUCCCUUCCCUUUCUCAAAACCUAUGAUUACACAAAAUGGGCUGUGUACUUGUCCUCUUUUUAAACUAGGUAACUAAUUUAAUUUAAUAUUAUUAAAUUAAUUUAACUAUGUAAUCUAAUGUUGUUCAAUUCAUGUUAAUGACAUUUUCGAAGACAAAUGCAUUCUCUGUAUGUGGCCCCUAGCCACAUGAAGCUUUCCAGAAGGACCACUCAUUGCCUAGAAUUAAUCAUCACUGUCCAGAAAUGUGGGAGCACAACUGAGGAAAUACAUUUACUGCUCACUUUUCAUUCCAGAUAUGUAUGUAAUAUACUUUGAUGAUAUCUUCCCACUUAGUUAAUUUUAAUGUUCAGAGCUAUGUAUGACCUGCAUUGCCACAGUGAACAGUACAGCUCUAAUUGCCUAAUAACUUCACAAGUAAUAAUGAGGGAAACUGCAGUGAAAACCAAAUGUAAGUACUCUUCCUGCAUAACGUUUCCCAGAGAAGGUACCUCUAAGAACCUGCAUGCUGAACUAUUGGUAAAGCCUAUAAAAUUUCAUAGGAUCAAGGUUCUUUUCAACAUACACUUGGACAUGGAUAAAGAGGUUAUAUAUAAAAUACUUAGGAAGUGAAGUAAGAGGACAAUCCAUGUAACAUUAAUGCAAGUUAAAAACAAUCCCAACAAAUGUCAUCUAAUUCUCACAAUCCCUGGAGCUAAGGAGCCAUUGUCAUCCCUGCGCUCAACCAAGGGCUUUCUGCUUUCUUCAUUCACCCACAUGACUUCCUAUGCUCAUCUCGGUGCUAUUUUAAAACAAUACAAUGACGUUAUGCUAGGAAAAGGACUAUAGGCACCAAAAGUUAGCCUUGAACCUGUCUGUGCUCUUCCCAGAAAUAUGUACAGAUCAGAAUGGCAUCAGCAGUCAGAACUCUGAAGAAGGGCAGGCAUAGUUAGAGGUGUCACGGUGCAUCACGUCUCUUCUGAAAAGACGUAAAAAGGAGAUUCAGGUAUUCCACGUAUGUGUCCAAGUCAGGCCCUCCAGGUAUGUAAAGCAGCACAGUCAAGAGUAUGAACAUUACUACACCAUCCUCUGGCUUUUACGGGAGAGGCCAAAUAACAUGACCUGGUUCUUUCUGGUCAACGGACAGCUUCUGACCCUCAUAAGGGCAAGUGCUAUAGCUUAGUCCUGCAUGCUCCUUAAAGACCCUUUCUUCAAAGCUGUCCCCCAGAGUGGCAUUACUGGAAGAAGGUGGAAUCAUUAAGUGGAGGCUAGUGGAUCACAGGGGUGUACUCUUUUUUUUUUUUUCCUUUUUUUCCGGAGCUGGGGACCGAACCCAGGGCCUUGCACUUCCUAGGCCAGCGCUCUACCACUGAGCUAAAUCCCCAACCCCCAGGGGUGUACUCUUGAAGGAAGGACCUCAAUCUCUUCCUCUCUCUUCUCUCCUCAGCUAUGGAGUGAGUUCUGCUUCAUCACAUGAUCCAUGUCAUGAUGGUCCUCCACACAAGACAUAAGGCAAAAGGGCCAAAGACAACCAGGAACUAAAGCCCAUGAAACUAUGAGCUCAAAUUAACCCUCUUCUUAGAUAUUUGCUGCAGCAAGGGAAAGCCGCAUUCAUCCAUCCUACACAAGACAAGAAAGUGGAGACUUCACUAGCUAGUCACAUUCCAAAGUCCAUGCCCUCAACCACUUUAGAAUACAGUCUCUAAACCCAAUUAAUUUGUGUCAUCUGGUAUAACCAUAUGAUGAAGUUAAUAUCCUUUAAUAUUUGGCUUGUUAAGUUUUUAAAGGCAUAGACAGUUUGUAGAAAUUCCAUAGUAGAGACUCAUAAUUGAACUUAAGCUCUGUUCACUGGCAAGCACAUAUAGCAAACUGCAGGGUCAUUUAAAGAUGCUGACACUGCACCAGAACAGAGACAGAAGAAUCUUCAAGACUCUCUUAGUCUAAGGAAAAGAAGUGCCAGGUCCCCAGGGACGCAGCCCAAUAACAGUUUCAAUGAUCAGGAUCUGUGGGUGCUCAAUAAACACCGAAGCAGUGUACACAGAAGGAGCAAAUCUCUCCGAGCAAGAACACUCCAACACAACGCUUCUGCUUCUACCUAAGCUUAGGAGCCAACUGUAAGCAUUUGUAGUAAGAACUCUGGGGACAAAGGCAUACUGCCUUGGCUUUAUGAGUGGUGAGAUCCAUGGACUUUUCUAUAAAGAGCUUGCUUUUUAAAGCUUCCAUUAUUUACUGACUAUAGGCAAACACACCUAAACAUUCUAAUUUUUAUUAUGUCUUCAUAAGAAUUCUUCUACAACAUUAUGAGUUACCCACCGACUUUUGUCUAAUAAUGACGUCAGGAGUCUGAGUGCAGCCUUUACCAACUGCAGUGUUCUCCUUCUUAGGGUGGUGCUGGCCAACAGAAAUACAGUGUGAGCCAAUAGCAACCACACCACAAAAGCAAAGAGAAGCAGGUGAAUUCAUUGUGGCAUUUUACUAUAUCAUUCUAACUUAUAGUAAAUGUUCAAUCAUUAUAUAGCCUGGUAUGGUGACACACACCUGUAGUCCCUGCUACACAGGUAGCAGAGGCAGUGAGGACUGCUUGAGUCCAAGAAUUCAAGGCCAGCCUGCAUAGAACAACAUAGUAUGAUACCAAUUUUAAAAACAAACUUUAAAAAAAGUUUAUCUGUUUUUUUAAAAAAGUAAAAAAGUAUUACUACAUCUUUAAAAUCUAAUGUGUGUUUUCAGUUUCCAGCGUAUCUCAAUUCAAUUAGCCUCAUGUGUCUAGAAGUUAGGCAAUACAACUUUACAGACCUACAUCAUGAGAGCAGUCCUUAAUUUCCUAAGAGUAGAAAGAAUUCAUCUAUUGAUACAAUUAAUUUGGAAUUAAAAAUAAACCAUCUAAAUGUUUCCCAUCUAAAUGUUUUUCUUGGAUAAGUACAUUUUCUGUAUGUGCUUAUACCAUGCUGGACUGUUGAAUUCUAACAGCCUUAUGUGGAUAUAAGUGGAAACAGUCAAACUAUGUUUCUUUACCAGAGCUUCAGAGUUCACUAAUUUCUAAGUUUUUAUGUGUGUAAUUCCUCCCACUAGAUUAUAAAUACUAUAAAGUUAUCAACUCCCGAGAGAAAGAGAAAAGGAAGAGGCGCAGACGCACCACUACUCUCUGACCCUAAAGAUCACACCGAGGUGGGGAAUAAACGUACUCUGCCAGUAAAACGCACACUGCUCACCAAUAUUACUCAAUGGAGAGCAGUUUGGGGAGACAACAAAGUAAAAACAGAAACUGACAAAAAUACGACUGUACCCAGGGACAGAUGUCAUGUGAGUUGCCAAACGCAAAGGCCCAGCAGUAUAGUGCCUAUUUUGUAUCAUCUGUUCAAUACCGCCAACACUUUAGACUACAAUUCAUCUUUAGAUUUUACCGUUUCCAUUUAAUUCAUCUAAAAUUCUUGCUAUUAUCAACACAAGAAUCAAAACCUUAAAGACCCCUUUCAAACUGUACUGGUCCAGGAGGUGCUGCAGCAGCUGUUCCAAUGCUUUCUGGAAAGCAGUUCUACCAUUGUGGUGCUAGAACAGAACCUCUGUGCUAAUGGCAGGCACUGUCUAAAAAUACCACACUCUUAUCAGGAAACUGUUGGAAGAAAGGCCAUUAAAGGUUGGAAGAGUAUUUCUGGAAAAGUCUUAUCAUCUGAUGACAGACCUCUUCAGGCUUCCAUUUAACUGAACAUGGAUGUCAGUGCAGUGGAAGGACAGGAGCAGAGUCAGCUUACAGGUGGGGCUAUAAGGACCUAAGGAAGACCAGGUGACAAGUGUUUUGUAGCCCUGGCUUUGAAACACACUGAGAUGUGAAAACAGACAAGCCAGCUCUGAUAGGACACUGGAGCCUUUGAAUUUAAGGUCACACUGAUUUUCAAAACUACUGUGAGUUUUGGGGUUUUUGUUUUAGACUUAUUUAUUUAUUUAUUUAUUUAUUUAUUUAUUUAUUUAUUUAUUUAUUUAUUUUUAUGAAUUUGAGGGGUUUGCCUGACCACAGAGGCCAUAUGCCCAGAAGUGUAGAAGAGGAUGCUGGAUCCUUUGGAACUAGAAUUACAGACAGCUGUAAACUAGCACGUGCGUGCCACAAACCAAACUAUAGUCCUCUACAAGAGCACUAAGUGUUCUUAAGCACUCAUUUCUCCAGCUCUGUGAUGGUUAAUUUCAAUUAUCUAUUUGAUACAAUCUAGAAUCACCUAGAGAGGAAUCUGAAUGAAGGACUGUCUAGAUUAACUUGGCCUGUGAGCAUGUCUAUGGCGGGUUAUACUGAUUAUAUUAAGUGACACAGGGAGACUUAGCCAUUGUGGGUGGCACAACUGCAGGGUUGGUAAUAGAGCGAGCUGACCACUAGUCUAUAGGAUACAUUAACCUACGGCUCUCUGCUCUUGACUAUGGGUGUCACGUGACAGCUGUUGUAAGCUCCCACUACCUUGACUUCCCCAUAACGAUGGACUGCAAAGUACAGAAUUGUGGGUUAAAUGAACCAUUUCCUUUUUUUUUCCAUCUUUAUUAACGUGAGUAUUUCUUAUUUACAUUUCGAUUGUUAUUCCCCUUCCCGGUUUCACAGCCAACAUCCCUCUAGCCCCUCCCCUCCCCUUCUCUAUGGGUGUUACCCUCCUCAUCCGCCCCCCAUUACCACCCUCCCCCCCAACAAUCACGUUCACUGGGGGUUCAGUCUUGGCAGGACCAAGGGCUUCCCCUUCCACUGGUGCUCUUACUAGGCUAUUCAUUGCUACCUAUGAGGUUGGAGUCCAUGUAUAUAGUCUUUGGGUAGUGGCUUAGUCCCUGGAAGCUCUGGUUGGUUGGCAUUGUUGUUCAUAUGGGGUCUCAAGCCCCUUCAAGCUCUUUCAGUCCUUUCUAAGAUUCCUUCAACGGGGGUCCCAUUCUCAGUUCAGUGGUUUGCUGCUGGCAUUCACCUAUGUAUUUGCUGUAUUCUGGCUGUGUCUCUCAGGAGAGAUCUACAUCCGGCUCCUGUCGGUCUGCACUUCUUUGCUUCAUCCAUCUUGUCUAAUUGGGUGGCUGUAUAUGUAUGGGCCACAUGUGGGGCAGGUUCUGAAUGGGUGUUCCUUCAGACUCUGUUCUAAACUUUGCCUCCCUACUCCCUCCCAAGGGUAUUCUUGUUCCCCUUUUAAAGAAGGAGUGAAGCAUUCGCAUUUUGGUCAUCCGUCUUGAGGUUCAUGUGUUCUGUGCAUCUAGGGUAAUUCAAGCAUUUGGGCUAAUAGCCACUUAUCAGUGAGUGCAUACCAUGUGUGUUCUUCUGUGAUUGGGUUACCUCACUCAGGAUGAUAUUUUCCAGUUCCAUCCACUUGCCUAUGAAUUUCAUAAAGUCAUUGUUUCUGAUAGCCGAGUAAUAUUCCAUUUUGUAGAUGUACCACAUUUUCUGUAUCCAUUCCUCUGUUGAAGGGCAUCUGGGUUCUUUCCAGCUUCUGGCUAUUAUAAAUAAGGCUGCUAUGAACAUAGUGGAGCACGUGUCUUUGUUAUAUGUUGGGGCAUCUUUUGGGUAUAUGCCCAAGAGAGGUAUAGCUGGGUCCUCAGGUAAUUCAAUGUCCAAUUUUCUGAGGAACCUCCAGACUGAUUUCCAGAAUGGUUUUACCAGUCUGCAAUCCCACCAACAAUGGAGGAGUGUUCCUCUUUUUCCACAUCCUUGCCAGCAUCUGCUGUCACCAGAGUUUUUGAUCUUUGCCAUUCUCAAUGGUGUGAAGUGAAAUCUCAGGGUUGUUUUGAUUUGCAUUUCCCUUAUGACUAAGAUGUUGAACAUUUCUUUAGGUGUUUCUCAGCCAUUCGGCAUUCCUCAGCUGUGAAUUCUUUGUUUAGCUCUGAACCCCAUUUUUUAAUAGGGUUAUUUGUCUCCCUGUGGUCUAACUUCUUGAGUUCUUUGUAUAUUUUUUUGAUAUAAGCCCUCUAUCUGUUGUAGGAUUGGUAAAGAUCUUUUCCCAAUCUGUUGGUUGCCAUUUUGUCCUAACAACAGUGUCCUUUGCCUUACAGAAGCUUUGCAGUUUUAUGAGAUCCCAUUUGUCAAUUCUGGAUCUUAGAGCAUAAGCCAUUGGUGUUUUGUUCAGGAAAUUUUUUCCAGUGCCCAUGUGUUCCAGAUGCUUCCCCACUUUUUCUUCUAUUAGUUUGAGUGUAUCUGGUUUUAUGUGAAGGUCCUUGAUCCACUUGGACUUAAGCUUUGUACAUGGCGAUAAGCAUGGAUCGAUCUGCAUUCUUCUACAUGCUGACCUCCAGUUGAACCAGCACCAUUUGCUGAAAAUGCUAUCUUUUUUCCAUUGGAUGGUUUUGGCUCCUUUGUCAAAAAUCAAGUGCCCAUAGGUGUGUGGGUUCAUUUCUGGGUCUUCAAUUCUGUUCCAUUGGUCUAUCUGUCUGUCUCUGUACCAAUACCAUGCAGUUUUUUAUCACUAUUGCUCUGUAAUACUGCUUGAGUUCAGGGAUAGUGAUUCCCCCUGAAGUCCUUUUAUUGUUGAGGAUAGUUUUAGCUAUCCUGGGUUUUUUGUUAUUCCAGAUGAAUUUGUAAAUUGUUCUGUCUAACUCUCUGAAGAAUUGGGUUGGUAUUUUGAUGGGGAUUGCGUUGAAUCUGUAGAUCGCUUUUGGUAAAAUGGCCAUUUUUACUAUAUUAAUCCUGCCAAUCCAUGAGCAUGGGAGAUCUUUCCAUCUUCUGAGGUCUUCUUCAAUUUCUUUCUUCAGUGUCUUGAAGUUCUUAUCAUACAGAUCUUUCACUUGCUUGGUUAAAGUCACACUGAGGUAUUUUAUAUUAUUUGGGACUAUUAUGAAGGGUGUCGUUUCCCUAAUUUCUUUCUCGGCUUGUUUCUCUUUUAUGUAGAGGAAGGCUACUGAUUUAUUUGAGUUAAUUUUAUACCCAGCCACUUUGCUAAAGGUGUUUAUCAGGUUUAGUAGUUCUCUGGUAGAACUUUAUCAUAUCAUCUGCAAAUAAUGUUAUUUUGACUUCUAGAUGAACCAUUUCUUAAGCUGCUUUUGUCAUGGGAUUUUUAUCACAGCAACAGGAAAGGAAUCUAAUACAGCUACUGAGCACACUAUAUACUGCAGAAGAAGCGAACUCCUAGAUCAAUAACAGAAACCCAAAGAAAUCAAUGUGACAUUGGCAGCUAAUGCACAUAAGUGCUUCUAUAUUUAAUAACCUGAAAGUCCUCCAAGGGCCGACUGCUAAGAAAAGGGUCCAGAAUCUCUGAAUCCACCUGACCUUUAUCUGUGUUAUGGAGAGGCCAAGUGACUGCAAAGAGCUCUGGUCAAUAGCUUAUACUUAGUGUAAUAACCAAGUCCAGGUUCCUCAGGAAGUAUUGAGAACUAAGUUAUGAAGGGCACCAGUGGGUCUAACCAUUCCAAUCCAAGGAUAGGACUUGCUAAUCCAGGGUGGGAUGACAGAACCACAGAAGAACCUGGAGCGCAGCAGAACAGAAGACAAGUUACAAGUAAUCAAAGUAUUGACGAUCAACUAUAACCAUCUCCAAAAUGUACUUUAAAAAUCCGUAAAAGAUAAUAAUGUAAGCGGCAUUUGGAAACUCAACCUUAAUGUGCGUGUCAGACAAGGGUGCUCUCCAGGGUGCAGGGCCCAGGGAAGAGGUGAUACAGGAUAGCGUGUGACUGCUCUGGGACAUGUGCUGGGUAAGAGCAGGCUGAAUGAGUGCCAAAGCAGCAGGGUCUUCAUUUGUCUGUUUGUUUCUAGUAAUUUCUAAGUAGACCAAGCAGUGUGUCAGGGCAGAUAUAAAUAUAUUCUGUAUCCAACUACCUUAGGUGAUCCCCCCAGAAUUUCAAAUUUCAUCACUAGUUGAAGUGGAAAGUUCUGGUUUCUUUGGAGACUCAGUUGUGUUGUGUGAUGUUUCUCUGGAAACUGUCUUAUGAGAGGGUGUUUUUGCUGAUGCAGACAUGGGAGGAUGUUUUGUUGAGAACAGACAUGUGGUGUUUUCCUGGAAGUAGCCUGGAGAAAGGGCAUGUGAUAUUUUGAGUCCUUGACAGGACACAGGAUAUUUGGAAAGGAUGUAAGUAUAACCUGGCAGACAGUGGGACACUGUGUUGCACUGGUUCACCCUGCCCCCUCUGCUGGGCUUUGCUGGGCUUUGCUGGGCUUUGCUGACGAUGCUGUGGCGUUGGUUCACCUUGCCUUCUUCACUGGUCAUUGUUUGUCAUGACUGCAGAGAGAAACACACCAACGAACUUCUCAUUCUGGCAGCUUCUUGCUGUUUCCACAGACCUGGACCAACCAGCAGAGCUCUGCUGUUUCUUCUGGAUCAAACUGCCAUUGCUGAUUCGUGAACAGUGUUUGUCAGUGGAUUUGUGUAAACUCAACUUCUGACAUCCUGACAAUGAAGAUUGGAAUUGUCCAAAAACUAUUUCUAAGCAGAUCCAUAUCCCCCUUUUCCCUGACAGCCUUUCCUUUCCACUAUCACUGGUGGGUGGUGGGCUAGAAGUGAAGUUAAAGUGUUUAAGAACCCAUAUUAAAGUAGGUUUUGAAAAAUCUAAGCCUAUAAACAGUUUUCAUAACAAGAACACAAAUUAACUGGCAAGGGUGUGGUAGACACUGGGCAGGGGGAGACCCAGAGCUUUCAGGCAGGAGCCUUUCCUCUGAGCUUCCUACCUGAAAUCUCACUUGGACAUCUCAAAAGCCCUUCAAAAUUCAACAGGUCAUCAUUAUCUUCCCUCACUGACUCGUGGGCCAUUCUUAUGUUCUACUUCCAUAAAGGGCAGUGCAAUCCAAAAAUCCAAAAACUUCAUCUCCCAACAUUUCCUCCCCUCUGACUUAUAACCUGCAUGCAGCCACCGAGUUCUACCAUGUUUACAUCCUAAGCAGUGAUAUAGUUACUAACAACCCUAGUAUACAUCACUAUCAUGUCUCAGUCUAUAGCAAAGCCCAUGCUCAACCUCUGAUUCAUUCUUUCUUCCCAAUGUUUUUAUUUUUCAACUAAAGCAAUAGGACACCAACACGCCUCUCAGCCACUAUCCCAGUGCUUCCUGUAUAAAGUAAAACACGCUCAACACAGCAUCCAAAGCCAACUUGGUCAUUCCACGGCCUACCUCAGCUGCUUUAAUUACAACUUUCUUGCUCUUCUCUCAGUUGUAUAGACUGUUUUGAGUUUCUCCAAUGAGGCCUCUUUCCACCUGGGAGCCCUCACAUUCAUAACUACAGUUCUAAGACAUACACUACGUGCUGGUUAAACAAAGGUUACAGGAUGAGCACUGUGGUGUCUGUGACACUGUCCCGGCUUCCUGGUGAAGGAAGGCACUCAUGGUGAAAACUGUUUACCGGCACCAUGAAAGGUGCCUACAAGGAUCUGGGAUUCGUGUCAGGUCUCAAGCCUCCAGUUACCUUCCAAAUAUUACUGGAUAUCAUUAUAAAUAUUAAUAGAUAAAGACCAUAUAAAGUCACUUGGGAGUUCAUUUGAAAACUAUGUUUUGUAAAGCAGGCAGUAAUAAGUAACAGUUCUAAAUAGGUAGGAAAAGAGACUCUGAUAAAUGCCAAUUAUGCCAGGUCAUGACAAAACACACAGAGCAAAUGUCUCCAGAGAUGUGAACUCUAGCUGCUGUGUGUGUUCAUACAGCACAGUCACCAAACCUCAAAAGUCCACGUCAUAAGAGACAAGCUAUCAAUUAUUUGACUGUGAAUUUAGAAUAACACAACUGCUAAGCCAGCAAUACAAAGAGGGCUUUAUACACCCUAGCCAAAUGCAAUUGCCACCAUUUCCAGACUGGAUCAAUGUAAUCUUGGAUGAACCAAGCCUAAAACAUUUUCUUCACGGUAAUCCAACUUAUGUGUGUAAUCCCAAUGAAUGGUGAAGUAAAAGCACACUCAGUAGCCUGGACAAAUGGACAGUAACACUUCCAUACUGUCAGAGCCAAGGCCGGCUUAAACUGUUUACAUCUUAGUUCAGUUAGUCUUUUCAAGACUCUUAUAAAUGGCACUGGACUCAUUAUUAGGAGCUCUGGAUGCUCUUUCAGAGAACCCAGGUUCAAUUCCCAGCAUCCAUUUGACUGCUCACAGCUGUCUGUCACCGCAGUCCCAGGAAAUCUCCACCCUCUUCUGGCCUCCUCAGGCCUCAGGCAUACACAUGAGCACAGACAUACAUUCAAACAAAACAGCCAUACACAUUUUAAAUCAAGAAUCUUAUAAGAUAUUAAUAUUAUCCUCAUUUUCCGAAGGAUGACGAAAUUAAAGUAGAGUGUGUAGAGGCUCAGAAUUAAUAUGCCGCAGAGGCAGGAUUCAGAUGAAGCAGUUACUACACUGUGCUGUCUGAUACAGAAAAGAUCAGAGGUUAUGAGGAGUCGGAACAUCUCAGAGCAUCACAAACUAAGACUGGGCUUCAAAAUUACCAGGAAACCCCUGGAGUGAGAGGCAGAUCCUGCUCACACACACCACCUACAGAGGGACAGCACCUCCUGUUUCACACAUGGCUGGUACACGCCAGAGCUUGCAGUCUCAAAGCAGUCCACCACCAUGGCAGAAAGGCUGAACAGAGGACACUGCUCACCGCCAUGACCAGGAAGCUGGAGUAAGUCCAGUAACCUGAAGACCUCCCCCAAGGCUCUCCCCCACAAUGUCACCCACUGGGGAAUAGUCUUUAACACGGGGCUGUGGGAGACUUCCCAGACCCCAUCCACACUACCCUGUGUGUCAGUCAUUUGUACACUGGAAUCUGAGCUCACCACUUUGAAACGGCAUUGUUCUAACUAAUGUGCUCCAGCAACAUCUGAUAACUCCAAUGCUGAGUCUUAAUUUAGCUGCAGCCAAUAGCAACAGCAACAACAACAAAACUCUGCCAACUUGGGCCACUUAUCUAAAAUCUACCCGGGGUAACAAGUCUGCCAGGAUGAUGCAUUAACUUCCCGCUUCUAGAACAAAUGACCUCAAAGCAUCAGGCCCAAGUUUCACCUUACACCAUGGAUCCUCACCCAUGUGGCAUGAUUAGGAAACACACACACACACACACACACACACACACACACACACACACACACACUCAGGCUUUUCUGUCAGACCACAAGACAUCUGGGACAAAUUCUACAUUUAUAACAGUUAGGGCAUACAAAACUAGAACCACUGUGAAAACCACUAACACCCAUGCAAUGUAAAGAGGCCAGUGUGCUCUUAAUUCAGACAAACUAUUUAGUAAGCAUGUCCAAUGUCAUGAGUAUUUUUUAAAAAAUCAUUGUAAGGGCUGUCAACAAUCUAUGGUUGCAGAAGUAUUUUAGACGUUAACUUGAUUUAGGUCAUGCAGCUAUCAACCAUCAGACCAACUCUAAUCCAGGUACUUGUUUAAGGAGCAUCAGCUUUUACACUUGUGUAAACUACUGCCACUAUUGGGGCUGGAAGACAAGGUUUUAGUAACCAGAGCAAAGGGAUCAGUGAGUCUAGCUGCUGCCAGAAUGGCACCUCUUCUAUCACCUCAGACCUUGGUCCUCCUCUGAAUUACAUAAAAAGAGUUGAAAAUUAGAGAACCUCAUCCAGCAGGUAGGCUAUGACAUAAGUCCUACCAGGUGAGUAUUAUAGCUAUUGCAAACAUUAACAAGAGUGUUUGGUCCAGGCAUGAUGCAAGAAGGUAAGAAAGGAGAACUGAGAUGUCAGGAAUCUGGCAAUCAUAACUAACUGGCAGGGAAGCUCAGUGAGCAGCUGUGAGUAGUAUUGAAUGUAAAUGUAAGAUUGAAUUGAUUGGGGGUUGGGGAUUUAGCUCAGUGGUAGAGUGCUUGCCUAGCAAGCGCAAGGCCCUGGGUUCGGUCCCCAGCUCUGAAAAAAAGAAAAGAAAAAAAAGAUUGAAUUGAUUGAACCAACAAUCAAUUCUGGUCAUUUGAUUUAUCAACUGGGAGAAUUGCUUAAUACUUGUAAAUGAACCAGCAGGAUGAAGCCUGCCUUUCUAUCCUGAACUGGGUAUGAUCGGGAGUCAGAAGAAGAGGAGGUAGUCUCCCAUCUAGGAGGUAGGGAAAGUAAGCAUGUGAGAGACUGAAGAGGUUUUACUCGUGCAGAGAACUGUUCCACCCCAUGGUGUGAGAGGUAAGAUGGAGCCAACACUCCCUAGAGCACUAGGGGGAGAGGCUAAGUAAGCAUAAGCACUGUUGAAUGCUAUUGAGAACCUUAGUUUUAUGUUGAGUUUCUUUAAGUCUGUAUUGUAAAUAUCCCAUCAAGUUUUUUCUGUCAGUAUGUUAAACUACCAAGGGCACCUGUUCAGGUCUUUGAGUAGCAGUACACAGCCUUCCCUUACAGCAGGUGUCCUCUCUCUGGCACCAGCCAGACUGCCCUCAUGGUAGCUUAGCUGUUUUGGAUACUUUACAAUUACUGGGAGAAUGUUUGGCUGAAAGUGUCGAUACACCUAAAGCCAGGACUCCUGCUCCAGGAGCCUUUUACUCCAGUCACAACCACUUCAGAAGCCUGGCCUGGCCUUGGGAAGCUUUGUGCCAGGAUUACAAACCUUGCUGGACUUCAGAUGACCUGGUAGCUCUUGUCACGCAAGAUGAAGGACAAGCACCCCCUGAGUGACAGCACAAGGCACUGACUGCUGAGGCUGGAAGCUGGUGUAAUGACUGGCAUGAACACUCUCCUUCAUUUCUAUGUCACAUCCUUCUCUCCACAGCUGCCCAGCAUCCUCCUGUGCUACCCCCAGUGGCAUGAAAAACAAUCGGUGGCCCUCCCAGUGGAGAUGGAGUGGCUGCCACCUCAUCAGCGACACCAAGAAGAUAGUGACAAGUCAAGACAGCAGCAGGAACAGCAGUGGCAGAAGUAAUGGCAGUAGAUGAUAACAGGUGACAGAAAUACAGAGAAAGUAGAAAGGCGAGGUGGUGGCCAAGAACACAAACACUAUUUUCUUGGGCACGCCUAAGAGCCUCUAAGCCUUGAAGGCUGAGGUCCUGAUAUGGGCAUCUCAAGAGCUAAAUCAUGCCACUACUGAUUCUAAGACCCCAGCACUAGACCUGUAAAAGCCGCUGUCCCUGGCUGCUGUUGACUGCUGUUCCCAUUAGCUACUGCUCAGAACUGAGGCUUUGACUGGAGGGCCACUGGCAAUCAGAGCCAGGGACAGUAAGCUUCUUACUUGAGCAUUCACAGCCAGAUGGCUCUGGCUCCUAAGGCCUAGGGCUAUAAAGCUCUAGUGUUCAAGGUUUGGAGCUAUAAGCCCCUGAGUCUGAUUGCCCCACAUAAGCCUUGGGCAUUCAAGGUCCCAGGCCUACAGCAACUAAGUACUUACCCAUUCCACAAAUCCAUCUGAGUAGAGCAAUAGCAUCCCUAUUGGCAAACAAAGCAAAAGAAAACAACCCACCACCAUCAAUAACAAACCACUCACCUAACAAGCAAACCAGGGUUCAAGGAGGAACAAGGAGAACCUAGAUGGAGACGCUCAAGCACUGUGGAUAGCAACACUGUCCCCAACAACCCUUCUGAAGAGCAAUGGGCAAUAGAGCUCAAGAAUUUUUAGUAACCGAUAAUUCCAUUUCUCCAAUAAAUGCCAAGUAGUUUAUUAAGAAUAGAGGCAGAGACUUGGCUACAAAAAUGUUUCUUUCAGUAUUAUUUAUUACAUUAAACUCUGGGACCAACAUAAACAUCCAACAGAAGGGCAGCAAUCAAGUAUAUUCAAGAAUCACACUCAUAUGAAAGCACCAUGCUGACUUGAUGCUAGGUGUGGAGACUGAGGAUACAUUGGAAGAAGAUGGAGAUAUAUUAUGAAAAGGUAGAUUGUAAAGCAGUACACGCAGUAUGAUACUGACUGUUAAGGUUCCAUUUGCAUAAAAAGCUGACCAGCAAAUCACAUGUUGAAUGUGGGUAUCUUCAAGGUUCAGAAUUAAAGGUGGCUUUACUUAUUUACUUACUUACUGAGAGCCGACAUUUCCUGCAAUAAAACUUGCAUUAUUUGUAUUUAUAAUCUAGCAGAGAUACAGACUGGCUUUGCUAAAAAUUACAUUUAACAAAAUAAAUAAUUGUACAUCAAAAUUAAAUCCCUAUCAGUCCACAAACAUCAGUGAUUACAUCUGAAUGCUGAGGCUGGAAAAACCAGCUGAGGUGAGAACACAGUGAAGGCUGCUGAGAAAUCCACCUGCCUCAGAAUAUGGUCAGUGUGGAGUAUCGGCACUAUAGCAAGCGUCCAAUAUGUGCUUACUGCAUGAAUAAUCCCAUUGACAUUCAGCCAAGCAUUGCAAAGAAGCACUGUUAAGACUUAAAAAAAAAAAAAGCCUGCUUCGUUACUGGUAUUUAGAAACUGCCAAGCUCAAUCAAAACACAAAGAUGCCUACGUGUGAGAAAAGAGUUCAUGGGCAUUCAUAUGGUGUUCACUGACAGUGCCCUUUAUGGUCUACAGCUCUACUUAGAGAGGCAAGAGUCCCACCCCGCCCUCCGAAACAGAGAAAGAGGUAAAGGGAGGGAGAUACUCACGCAGUACAGCGAUCUUACCUGAGGCAGCAAGGCAGACCAGAUGCCAGACUCUCCCUCCCUUAUGCUCUAUACCACUUACCAAAGCUUCACUACACAAGUAUCUCAAACAAGCAGAACUGACAACUGUACUGUGCUCUGUCCCUAGUAACGUUUUAUUUGUCUUCAAAAAUAUUUUUUCUUUUUAAUUAUGUGUAUGUAUGUGGGGAGGUGCACAUGCCUGCAGGUACUUGUGAGUCACCUGAUAUGGGUCCUGGAAUCAAACUUUGGUCCUCUUGCAAGAGCAGGAAGUGCUCUCAACUGCCAUCUCUCCAGUCCCUCACUGUUGGGACCUAAUAUUUUAAAUUUUAAUUACCUUGAUUGUUUCAGUAUUUAGAAGACAAGAAUUCAGGCCUGAAGGGAGGUAAUGGAAAAGCAUGGAAUAUGAAAAACAAAAACAAAAACAAAAAACCUGGUUUGAAUCUAAACUGUAACUUUCUAGCUGAGUGACUCUGCGAACUAUGUGAGAGUUUGAAGAGUCUGACACGGUACCGUAUGCACAAUACCCAGUGUUCGUUCACUCUUCUUCACCUUCCUUGAGAAACUUUUUCUUUUUUAAAUUGAAACAAGUAGCUAGGGAACACGGGUCAAUUGGCUAGCUACAGAUAUCCAACCGGAUAUGGAGUGAGUCUCUCAACUGUACAGCACGUGUCAGGAUUUAAGAGGAAACAGAUAAGACACAUGCAGAUGUCCCCAGUCUAGCUUUACCCUGUAGUAUAAUGGAGACCUCUGAGUCCCUAUCCAGGUAGGGAGAAUGUCCAGAAAAACAAUGGGGAAAGCACUCCACAAAGCAGGCCCCUCAUAGCAUCCUUCCUCUGCCCCACUCUCCCACCCUCAUUGCCGUAACAAGCACCUUUCCCAGAGACAGAAACCCCUGUGAAUACCAGUCAUCUGCACCAAAAUUUAACUUGCACUAUCAAAUUGAAAAGAAGUAGGAAGAGGCACAACUGUCUUAUUUGUCCGCACGUUGUCUCUGAAUGCACACAUUGAUGUCAUCAGGUAAAGAAACCUUCCCGAUUUUAUCUUAAAACCACGUAAGGACAUAUUCAAAAGGUCUGCGGAUCAAACAAAGCCACCUAUCCAUAACACAUCCUGCUCACAAAAGUGUCCCAGAAACUCUACAUAAACAAAAUCCCUCUGUCCAUUUCUAGGAGAUAAUACUGCUUCUGUAGCCUACAGUGUGCUCACACACCCACAGCGACUUCGUCUUCUUCCUCUACUGAAACAGAGCAUGUGUUGCUAACAAAACACUGAAGUUGUCUCCACAGACAGGAAAAAGCAUCCGGGGAAGCCGACCAGCCAGCAGCAAGCUUCUGUAAGACGCCCAGUUAAUGUCUUUAUCAUUGAUUGCCUGACUCACAACUCUCAAUCCUCUUUGUAUUAGGACUUAACAACUGUCUCUUGGCAUCACCAGCUGAAAUAAUUUCUUAAAGAUAAACAAGUAGAAAACACACCUUUAAAGAAGUCUAGAGUGGAUCUGAGAGGGAAAACAUGAUUUUUUUGAGGUUGAGCGUCUGCAAUUAACAAGAGCUCGCAGAUAAUACUGUUAGGUGGUUUUCCUGAAAUGGACUCUGUCCCCAUAACUCUUAAAGAGACAGCAGUGGUUGUUUCUAUUUUAUAGAUGAAGAAAUGGAGACUAGUGGCAAAUUAUCCAAGUUAUGAUGGCCCAUAAACAGUAUGACCAGAGAGCUGGCUCCUCUUAAUAACUCACAAUUCAAAUCCCAAGGCUGUCCUUGCCACUUACAGCAUGUAACUACUUUCUUGUAUAGACCCCGGUAUCAUUUCUGCUACCAUUUUAAUUGGAACAUUCUAUCACAGGAAACAGUCUUGAAAUCUCAUGCUAUGGGUGCACUACUGUCUUAGGUAAUAGACAAGAAUAACCAAUCAGUUCAUCACUAUUUGUAACAAGUCACUGACUCUACAGGAAACCAUAAGAAAAAUGAAGCUCAGAUUGACAGCAGGAGUUACAUUAGCACCAGAUAUCCACUGGAAGUCAUAGCACAAGCUCUCCUUGCCAGGAAGAUUACUGGGUACCUCCAACAAACUUUUAAUAAUCAAAAGUUGACUUUUCAGAGUUAUCCAACGUGAUGCAUUAGCACCAGUAAAAAGAACAGCUAAUUCUUGACUACCUCUGGGAAAACUACACAUGGUAUCCUGUGGGUGCACAAACACAUUGUCUGAAAUGAGAACAACCCAGUUCAAACCUUGUUUGUCCUUACAGCGCUCACAACGUCAAACGCUUGAUUCCUCAGCGUCCCUUGAUAAGAUGAUCUACACUGAAAGACCUUUAGCAUUUUACCAUGCAUGGGCUAUUUUAGUACUCAUUAUUCAUAAACUUUAAAAUACUGUUUUCCAAAUGGAGUAUUUUAUCCAGUUUUUAUAGUACUGUAUUCUUUAUUUCUACAGACAGACGAAAGUGUCAGAUGUGCUCUACAUAGGUAGCAAACAUACGGUAGGUACCCUGCCACUCAUCCUUCUGGAUUUCCCCAGUCACGUGCUCUUCCUUUGACCUUUGCUAAUGUCCAUUUAAAUAUCAUGUGCCUUUCCUCUAAUAAGCCGUGCAAUGUUUUAUGAGUUUAACAGAGAAUGCUUUAAAUUUAUACACAUUCAAAAGACACAAAACUUCUUGGAUAUCCUAGCAAUAUCUUUAAAAGAUACUAUAGUAUAGUUCUGGAAAUAAUAACUGGAUGUACCCAAAUGGGCUUCAAGGCAAGCAUGUACAAUAGGAUCAUGUGCGUUUCUGUUCAAUACUAUAUCACAUUACUCAUGCUUCCACAUCUCCAGAACUCCGCUGGAAGAUGAAUCCAGGUAAAAAAAUUACAGUUUUUCUAUAAGUCUUUCUGGUACUUUCUAUGCAAUAAUAAAAAGAAAAAUGGCCUCUUAGAAAUGCCCUUGUUUUUCCCUGCUGCAUUAUUAAUAACACUUGUUUUGUUUUUUCUUUCCUAUACAGGGAUGUAUUGCAACCACACUAUAACAUAACAAAGACAGUAAGGUGGCUUAUUUUUUUCUUUACAGGAAUUACUUGAUAUUAAAAUUCAAUUGCAAUUGUAUUCAGUACACUGGCUAUAUUUUACUUAAUUAAAAAGGCUACUCUGUAACUCUGUCCUUAAACUUGUUCUCAAAGUAUUAAACAUUCCAAAACAAGACCACUUGGGUAACUGACCAGCCUCACUAACAGACGGACAAGGGUGGGGCAGCGGCCCUGACAACUGCCUUUUUCCUCAAUUAGGCAAACACUGAGAUCUGCUUAUAAAUAAACCACUAGCAAGGCAGUGGGCAGAGGUACAAAGGAGAUUCGGUCCCCGGACCUACAGAGCAUGCUGAAGACAAGGUGGAAGAAAAGGACACCAGCUUAGGCGCAGGCGGGGAUCCCCCCACGCGAGGCUGAGCCCUGGUCCUCACUCCAACCCUGGAGGGACCCACCCUCGGAGCACGCCGCGGGCAGCGGGAAGAAAGGGGCCUAGCGCCCGCAGAGGGCGGCGGGGACCCGGGUGCGGCUCGCGGUUUCCUUCCCGCAGUACCCGCUCCCAGCCAAAAGCAGGACAGAGAUCGGCCAGGGUCCCGGGCGCGGCCACCGCACCCUGCGGGCGCUCAGGUUCGGUCAGGUCGGAUCGGAUCGGGUCGGGUGGGUCCCAGGCAGGGCCUCGCCCUCCGUCGCCCGGCCCGCGCGCCCCGCCCACCCUCUCGGCCGGGCGCUGCGCCCACCGCUUACUUUCUGCGAGUCCAUGACUAGAGGCUAAGCCCUCCGGACCAAACCAGUCACCGGAGCUGAGUGAGGAGCCGAAGGAGCCUUUGAGAGCCGCUAUCUCGGCCGUCGCCAGCCCUGUCCCGUCCCGCAGAGAUUCCGCCCGUCCGCGCCCAACCCGCGCGCGCGCCGCUGCCGAGCCGCGGUUGCCAGGGUGAAAGGGCGGCCCGCGGGAGGGUGGGGUGCGAGCGCGCCACGCAUGCGCGCAUGCGUGCGCUGGCACCCGCACGGGCGGAGAGGAUGGAGCGCUGUGUGUUCGCCUGCAUCUUCCUUCUGCAGCUGCUUUUUUCCUGGCAUCCUUUUUCCUGUGCCAUCGCUGUGGAACUUGCAGUGAGCCAUUGGUCACCCGCCAGGCCUGUGCAGAGGGCCUGGGAGGUAGUUCUUCUGAGGAUGCAUCCCUCAUCUGCAAAGUCGCUCCACUUAGCCUUGGUAGGCCAGGCCUGGCUAUCCAGAUGGAGGAAACACUCUAGGAUGGAGAGGCUGCGGAAAUGUGGGAAAGGGUCUUCAUGGGGCGUGGUGGAAACCUUAAAGGGCUCCAGAACAAGAGGUAGAAAGAAGUUACAGAAACGUGGGUAUGAGACCACAUCACAAGGGCUUUGUUGCCUGGCCAACCUUGCCCUAUUAGUACCUUGCUACCUCUUGAGUCUUUCUCUGUGGUCCUGUGUCAUCUAUGAAAUAAAAGAAGGAAUGCAGACCUUGUCGAGGACUGUACAGCUUAAAUCCUUUGUUUGAACUCUCCAGAACAUGGAGUAAAUGAGAGUGGGACAGCAAAUUAGAAUCUGCUCAGGACGGCCAGAGCUGGCACCACAGAUCAGAAAGCUUGGGAAGAAGACUUGAAAAGGUUCUCGAGAGAGACAGGCUUUCAUCUCCAUUUAGGUGACUCUAGAGAAAUCCAAGUGGGUGUUCACAUCCUAAUGGAAUAAAAGGGAAACGAGUAUCAGCAUUAGGUACCAGUUCAGCAGUUCUACACAAAUCCUCAGUGAAGAGGCCUGGUUCUCAAGAGCUUACAAUCUAAGGUGGGAAAUGACAGUAAGAACCAUGAGGCUGUUAGAUGAAAAGUUUGUAAGAGAAUCAGGGAGAAGGAGGGAGACAGAUUAGUGGGUAAAGCACAUAUAUACCGCAGGAGUAGAGAACAGAGUCUAUAUACCCAGAACCUGGUACCCACAUAAAAGCCAAGUGACCACAGACACACAGGUGCUCUCACUCGUGUGCCCACACAUUGGAAUAUCCUCACCCAAAGCACACACAUGAAAAAAUGAACAAA
Molecule: messenger RNA, 23671 nt
Organism: Rattus norvegicus (Norway rat)
Lineage: Eukaryota; Metazoa; Chordata; Mammalia; Rodentia; Muridae
Source: RefSeq, a predicted model, not a curated record